Molecule: messenger RNA, 2828 nt
Organism: Poecilia latipinna (sailfin molly)
Lineage: Eukaryota; Metazoa; Chordata; Actinopteri; Cyprinodontiformes; Poeciliidae
Product: electrogenic sodium bicarbonate cotransporter 1-like
Exons: 18
Coding region: 38-2494 (818 amino acids)
Biological process (GO): transmembrane transport; regulation of intracellular pH; monoatomic anion transport
Cellular component (GO): plasma membrane; basolateral plasma membrane
Molecular function (GO): monoatomic anion transmembrane transporter activity; sodium:bicarbonate symporter activity; solute:inorganic anion antiporter activity
Source: RefSeq, a predicted model, not a curated record
CUCAUUUUCUUUGUUGCUCCAGCUGAAAAACAAGUUCAUGAAGAAGCUGCCGAGAGACGCGGAGGCCUCCAACGUCCUGGUGGGGGAGGUGGACUUCCUGGACGCCCCGUUUGUGGCGUUUGUUCGUCUGCAGCAAGCCGUGAUGCUGGGAGCGUUGACCGAAGUUCCCGUUCCCACAAGGUUUUUGUUCAUCCUGCUUGGACCCAAAGGCAAAGCAAAGUCAUAUCAUGAGAUUGGCAGAGCAAUCGCCACCCUGAUGUCUGAUGAGGUCUUUCAUGACAUUGCCUACAAGGCGAAGGACAGGCAGGACCUGCUGGCCGGGAUCGAUGAGUUCCUGGACGAGGUGAUCGUUCUUCCUCCUGGAGAGUGGGACCCGACCAUCAGGAUAGAGCCUCCCAAAUCGCUGCCGUCCUCUGACAAAAGGAAAAACAUGUACGCAGGAGGGGAUUCUCAGAUGAACGGAGACAUGCCGCAUGGUGGCGGUCAUGGAGAUGGAGGCGGGCACGCUACAGGGGAGGAGCUGAAGAAGACAGGAAGGUUUUGUGGUGGUCUCCUUCUUGACAUCAAGAGAAAGGCGCCUUUCUUUAUCAGUGACUUCACCGACGCGCUUCACAUUCAGGUCCUGUCGACCAUUUUGUUUAUUUACUUGGGAACUGUGACGAAUGCCAUCACCUUCGGUGGUCUGCUGGGGGACGCUACAGAAAACAUGCAGGGUGUGCUGGAGAGUUUUCUGGGCACUGCCAUCACCGGAGGUGUUUUCUGCUUGUUGGGGGGUCAGCCUCUCAUUAUUCUGAGCAGCACCGGUCCGGUUCUGGUGUUUGAAAGGCUUCUCUUUAACUUCAGCAGGGAUAACAAUUUCGACUACAUGGAGUUCCGGCUGUGGAUCGGCCUGUGGUCGGCGUUCUUCUGCCUGGUGCUCGUUGCCACUGACGCCAGCUUCCUGGUGAAGUACUUCACCCGCUUCACGGAGGAGGGCUUCUCUUGUCUCAUCAGCUUCAUCUUCAUCUACGAUGCCUUCAAGAAGAUGAUCAAAUUAGCUCACCACUACCCCAUCAACUCGGUGUACAACAUGGAAAACAUCACGCAGUACGAAUGUCUCUGCAUGGGCCCCACGCUCUUAGAAAAUGAGACGGAGCUGCUUGACGAUCCUUUGGAAGACACAUCAUCGUGGUACAUGAACUACACAGGCCUGCCACCAAACCGCACGUGGUCGAGUCUCACCAAGUCAGAGUGUUUAAUGUACAAAGGAGAGCUGGUGGGAGAGGCGUGCGGCUACGUCCCAGACAUCACCCUCAUGUCCUUCAUCCUCUUCUUCGGUACCUACACCACCUCCAUGUGUCUUAAGAAGUUCAAAACAAGCCCCUUCUUCCCCACCACUGUGAGGAAACUCAUCAGUGACUUCGCCAUCAUCCUGGCCAUCCUUAUCUUUUGUGGAGUUGAUAUGUUUGUGGGAGUUGACACUCCUAAACUUAUUGUGCCAACUGAAUUUAAGCCAACAAGCCCGAAGCGGGGCUGGUUUGUGCCCCCGUUUGGAGGAAACCCCUGGUGGGUUUACCUGGCCGCCGCCCUGCCUGCUCUCCUCGUCACCAUCCUGAUCUUCAUGGACCAACAGAUCACCGCUGUGAUCGUCAACAGGAAGGAGCACAAGCUAAAGAAAGGGGCAGGUUACCAUCUGGACCUAUUCUGGGUGGCGAUUCUGAUGGUGGUUUGCUCCUUCAUGGGCCUGCCGUGGUAUGUGGCCGCCACCGUCAUCUCCAUCGCCCACAUCGACAGUCUGAAGAUGGAAACGGAAACGUCGGCGCCGGGAGAGCAGCCCAAGUUCCUGGGAGUGAGAGAGCAGAGGGUCACCGGAGUGUUUGUGUUCAUCCUGACAGGACUGUCUGUGUUCAUGUCUCCAAUUUUAAAGUUUAUCCCCAUGCCGGUCCUGUAUGGAGUCUUCUUGUACAUGGGAGUCGCUUCUCUUAACGGCGUUCAGUUUAUGGACCGGCUGAAGCUGCUGCUGAUGCCGGCCAAGCAUCAGCCGGACCUGGUGUACCUGAGGCACGUUCCCCUCAGGAAGGUCCACCUCUUCACCUUCAUCCAGAUCCUCUGCUUGGCUCUGCUCUGGAUCCUCAAGUCCACCGUGGCGGCCAUCAUUUUCCCCGUCAUGAUUCUCGCUCUGGUUGCGGUCAGGAAAGCCAUGGACUACAUGUUCUCCCAGCGCGACCUGAGCUUCCUGGACGACGUCAUUCCUGAGAAAGACAAGAAGAAGAAGGAGGAUGAGAAGAAGAAGAAAUGUGGCAGCGUGGACAGUGAUGGUGAAGAUGAGAGAAGCCCCUGUCAUUCCUUGAUCGACACACAUCGUGCUGAGCAGCUCCGCUUCUACCAGGACAGCUACUUAUCCAGCCCGGAGAUGACCCCGCUGAAGUCAGUGCCUCAGAUCAGGAUAGACAUGGAGCCGGAAGACGAAGACACGUUUUACUGGAGGGGCCGGGGAUCCGAAACGUCGCUGUAGACCACCAACCUGCAGCUUCCUGUCAAAUUAGUCUUAACUUUUCGCUUCUUUUAUGAUUUUAAGAGGUUUGUUUUGAAUUUCUGGGACUGAAAAAGGGAUAAUUUUUAAGUACUUCUGUCUUCACCUUCAUGUUGGCAUUUCUCUCACACCUCCAGUCUCACUUGUUGAUUAAAUUAACUCCUUACUGCUGAUCUAUGCAACUGCUGCCACAGUAAAUGCUGCAGCGCUCUCACUAAACAUGGAGUGCCGUCCCAUCUCUUUUUAUAUACUCAUAUUUAUGUAUAAAUACAAAUAUGACCUUUCAGAUUUUUUUAUAUAAACUGAACUACUCUAA